GUGAGAGAAACCAGAUGUGGAUGAGAAAGAACCAACGAAAACCCCAAUUGCUGCUGCUGCUGAUGUGAUUAUUCUCUCUCGAAUUCCUCAACGAAUCCACCGGACUUUCAACACUAAAUCUAUCGCACCGAUCAAAUUCAGUCACAGAUUGUUCGACGAUCGUUACUCUUAUCCAUAACUACCGAUGGUGAUGAACGGACACGAUGACGCUACAGAUUCGUCGGAGUACAGCCACAUUAGGAGACACCAUAAGCAUGAAGUUAGAGCCAAUCAGUGCACUUCAUCUCUCGUUAAACAUAUCAAAGCGCCUGUUCAUCUUGUAUGGUCUUUGGUGAGGAGGUUUGAUCAACCACAAAAGUACAAACCCUUUGUGAGCGGGUGUUACGUGCAAGGUAACCUUGGAAUCGGGAGUGUGAGAGAAGUAUGUGUUCGAUCUGGGCUUCCAGCUACCACGAGUAUGGAGAGGUUAGAGCUUCUCGACGAAGAGGAACAUAUCUUGGGCAUAAAAAUAGUCGGCGGUGACCACAGGCUUCGGAACUACUCGUCAAUUAUGACACUUCAUCCAGAGAUUAUCGACGGGAGGCCAGGGACUUUGGUGAUUGAAUCGUUCGUGGUGGACGUGCCAGAUGGCAACACGAAAGAUGAGACGUGCUACUUUGUGGAGGCUCUCAUUAAAUGCAACCUUAAGUCGUUAGCUGAUGUAUCGGAGCGUUUGGCUGUGCAGGACAGAACAGAACCCAUAGUUGGCGUGUGAUUCUAGUGGAAGUACAAGUUAGUUGUAGACUGGUCAAAGUCCGUGUUUGUGCAUAUAGCAUUAGAGACUUUCUUGCUAAAUUGAUGGGGUGUGUUUCGUAAAUCAUGUUUCUGUUUUCGAACAUCAUGUUUGACACUCAUUGUCGUGUUCUUUGUCUUUGUACUUGUUGUUAAGCCGUUUUUUUGUGUGAAUACAAAUAAAUAGAAUAGGAAGUUUUGCA
Helianthus annuus (common sunflower) is the source of this 974-nucleotide messenger RNA. Its product is annotated as abscisic acid receptor PYL8. NCBI's taxonomy places the organism in Eukaryota, Viridiplantae, Streptophyta, Magnoliopsida, Asterales, Asteraceae. Gene Ontology annotation, biological process: abscisic acid-activated signaling pathway. The record is from RefSeq and is a predicted model, not a curated record. Bases 185 to 754 code for a protein of 189 amino acids. The transcript is spliced from 3 exons. Gene Ontology annotation, cellular component: nucleus; cytoplasm. Gene Ontology annotation, molecular function: abscisic acid binding; signaling receptor activity; protein phosphatase inhibitor activity.